Molecule: messenger RNA, 1890 nt
Organism: Aspergillus ruber CBS 135680
Lineage: Eukaryota; Fungi; Ascomycota; Eurotiomycetes; Eurotiales; Aspergillaceae
Product: propionyl-CoA carboxylase subunit beta
Exons: 3
Coding region: 52-1785 (577 amino acids)
Molecular function (GO): propionyl-CoA carboxylase activity
Source: RefSeq, a predicted model, not a curated record
AACACCUUCAGACAUUGAAAUACAUACAUCACAAAGGAAACAACGAAAACAAUGGCAGGCGACGAUACCUCAGCAAAGGAAGACUCAUCCCAGAAAGCUAACGAGCGACUCACCAAACUCUCCUCUCAAAUCAAACCAAAACCCAACCAAAGAUCCAAAUCCAAAAACACGUCAAGCCUCCCAGCAGACUACUCAGAUGUCCUCUCUCAAAUCAACACUCUCCAAAAAAUAGCCUCAACCCCAAACACAAACAACAGAGGCUACAUCCGCCAAAAACAAGCCGGCAAACUCUGGGUCCGCGAACGCAUCAACCACCUCCUGGACACCGACACCUUCGAGGAAAUCGGCUCGAUAUCAGGAACAGUAAAAUGGCGCAAAACCGGCCCCAUGCGCGAAACGCCAGAAUCUUUUGUUCCCAGUAAUAAUGUACAAGGGACAGGCAAGCUCCGCGGGCGAAAGGUAUUACUGACAGUGGACGAUUUUAGUAUCCGUGGAGGCCACGCGGAUGGGUCGACGGCGGAGAAGACGAUUUAUAUGGAGAAGUUGGCUGUUGCGUUGAGGUUUCCAGUUGUUAAGUUGGUGGAUGGUAGUUCGGGAGGUGGGAGUGUCACGACUAUUAGGAAGGAGGGGUGGAGUUAUUUGCCACAUUUGCCUAUGUAUCAGCAUGUGGUGAAGCAGUUGAAUAUGGGGAUUCCGAAUUUGGGAGCUGUUGUUGGGCCGGCUAUUGGCCUGGGAGCAGCUCGCGUUGUGUCUUGUCAUUUCUCUGUUAUGGCAGCGGAUAUAGGGGCAUUGUUCAAUGCAGGGCCCAAGGUUGUUGAAGGAGCGACGUUCGAAGAAGGACUUGAUUUCCAGGACUUAGGUGGUCCAAUCGUCCACUGCACGAAUGGAACCAUCGAUAACCUGGCCGCCAAUGAACCCGAAUGCUACGAGCAGCUACGCACGAUACUCAGCUAUCUUCCCAACACCGGAACCGAGGCACCUCCUGUGGCUCCGUGCGAGGAUCCGGAAGAUCGCGAGGACCUAGGAUUGCGCCAGGUUAUCCCCCGUCGGGCUGCACGCAUGUAUAACCCGCGCACGAUAAUCACGAGCGUGGUUGAUCGCGGUUCAUGGUUCGAGAUCGGUUCACUUUGGGGUAGAACGGCGAUCGGAGGACUUGCGCGAUUAGGAGGGCGUCCAGUGGGCGUUGUUUCGUUGAACUGCGAAGUGAAUGGUGGUGCAUUAGAUGCAGCGGGUAGCCAGAAAUUGACCCGAUUGCUGAAAUUAUGCGAUGUGAUGAAUCUGCCCAUUCUGCAAUUCAUCGAUGUCCCCGGCUACGCUAUCGGCACCAUCGCCGAACGAAGCGCCACAAUGCGCUGGGGCGUCGAACUCGCCAAAACCUACUACACAACCACAACGCCCAUCUUCAACGUGAUAACCCGGCGCGUCUUUGGCGUCGCGGGCGGAGUCAUGAUCGGUUCCCGUGAUCCAGUAAUGCAAGUCGCCUGGCCGUCGGGUCAAUGGGGCUCCCUCCCCUUAGACGGGGGUAUUGAAGUCGGACACCGAAAUGAAUUGCGCGAAGCAGAGAAGGCAGGAAAGAAAGAGGAGAGAUAUCGUGAGUUGGAAGAGGAGUAUUUGAGGUUGAUGAAUCCGGUACGAACGGCGAAUGCGUUUGGUAUCGAGGAGAUGAUUGAUCCGAAGGAUACGAGGGGAGUCUGUUGUCGGUGGGCGGGGGAUAUGUAUGGGGGGUUGAUGAGGGAGAGGUUAAGGGAUAGGGCGAUGGGGAAGAUUCGACCUGUUUUUGCUUGAGUGAUAUAUAUCCAGUGCAGAGAGCCUGUUCAGUGAUACUCCGGAGUCCAGUUCCAACGGAAUGGUCUCAAUUGUGAAACACAAAACCAUAGUAAAGGCAUCUAU